Messenger RNA from Zeugodacus cucurbitae (melon fly), 4209 nucleotides. RefSeq names its product regulator of G-protein signaling 17 (gene Dhit). The coding region runs from base 1 to 906 and encodes 301 amino acids. The transcript is spliced from 5 exons. Lineage: Eukaryota; Metazoa; Arthropoda; Insecta; Diptera; Tephritidae. The record is from RefSeq and is a predicted model, not a curated record.
AUGUCUUGUACAGUUUCAGAGCUGCCUUCGGGAUGUCACCUCCGUGGCAUGAGCUCUUCAUCAUCCUCUGCAGUGGCGGCGGUCAAAUCACAUAGCGGGGGCGGCAGUACAUUGAGUACAGGUGGUGGCGGUGGCAGCAAUAGUGGCGGUCUCAAUACGGGCGGCAUACACGUGGGCGGCAUGCUGAGCACGACGAGUGCGUUGGGUGUGACAACGACGAGUUCACGCGGCGGUUCGACGGGGAAUGCGGGGGCGAGCUUGCUGCCCGAGACUUUGAUGACGACGACGCCGAUGUCGAGCAGCACAACACAACGACAGCAACAGCAGCAACAAUCACAGAAACCCUGCUGUUUCUGCUGGUGUUGCUGUUGCUCAUGCUCGUGUUUGGCAAUAAAAAAUGCGGAAGACAAUGCACCAACAAGACGUGAUCCAGCGAGCGUGGAUUUGCUAUUGGACGGUGAACAGCCCUGUCUCGAGGAAAUCCGAAGUUGGGGUAAAAGCUUCGAUUUGCUUAUGAAAAAUUCGACUGGACGUAAAGUGUUUCGUGACUUCUUACGUAGCGAAUUCAGCGAAGAGAACAUACUAUUUUGGCUUGCCUGCGAAGAGCUGAAAAAGGAGAGCAGUAGCGAAGCGAUCGAGGAGAAGGCGCGCCUCAUCUACGAGGAUUACAUUUCGAUAUUGUCGCCACGUGAAGUAUCUCUGGACUCGCGCGUACGAGAGAUCGUCAAUCGCAAUAUGGUGGAGCCAACACCGCACACCUUCGACGAGGCCCAAAUACAAAUCUACACGCUCAUGCACCGAGACUCAUAUCCAAGAUUCCUCAACUCGCAGAAGUUCAAAGCGCUGGCACAACUGCAAGACGGUAGCUUAUCUGCAGCAGCUUCCACAACAGAUAGUCCCACUUAAGAGCGCGCGACGGACAGAUUUUAGUAGCGAGUAAAUGUUUGCUGAGCAGACAGUAGCAAUUGGUUAAAUUUAUUGGGCUGGAAAAGUGUGGCGAAAGUAGGCGAUUUAGCAAAAGUAAGAAACUAAGCAGCACAUGCACAAAAAUAGUGUUUAGCGAGAAUGGUGGCAUGCAGCGCGUGAACUUAAGUGCGGGGGGAGCAGUAGGGAAGCUGGUGAGAGAGAGUAUUGGCAAAUAAAUAAACAAACAAUAAAGUGUGUUCGCAGGUGGUUUACGAAAUGCAACAACUAAGCAUAUAAGUAGUAACUAAGCUCUAGCCCUAGACAUCUGUAAGGACUAAGCGUUAAAGCAGCAUUAAGCAUUAAGCACUAAUGUCUAAGGGUACGACUUAAGAACCAAACUAUACAUAGUUAAUAAGAUGACAGAGUUUGCUACAAUAUUUAGUUUCCUACUAGUGUCUAAGCGUCAAGCGAAAUACUUACUUACUUACUUAUGUACUUACUGACUUGUUUUACUUAUGUACUUAUGUACUUACAUUACUUACUGACUUACUUCUGUAUGUUUGCAGCAGGAAUGCCACUUAUCUCACGCAAUUAUGUGUGUUUAUGUGUGUCUGCAAAGUAAGGCACCGUUACUUAAACAUUGUUGCAUUUUUAUUGCACACGCAUGCAACAGCUGCUCAGUUGUUAAUACAUAUAUACAUACAUGAUUGUGGUUUAACGAUUUUGUACCAAAUUUCUUCGUUUUUUUUCAAAAAUAUUUUCGAAAAAGAAAAAAAUAUAAAAAAAAUACAAAAAUGAAGCAAUAUAAAAUUCCUUAAAAAUCUAAAUAUAUUAAAUGGGAAACCAUUUAACAUAAAGAAGUAAAAAAAUGGCGUUGGCACAACUGUUAAUGCAAAUCAAGUGCACAAAGCGAUUUGCGAUGCAUUGAAUAGAAGUGAGUGGGUAGGAAAAUAGAAGAAGAAGUACUAAAAACCAAUAAAACAUUCUAACGAAUUGUAUGCGCACAAAUUACUUAUGUAAUACAUAAACUGGCUGGCAGCACAUGCCUGGUAAAUGUUAGCAAAAUCUUAAGAAAACAAAAACAAACCAAAGUUAUAUAUGUAAAUGUGCAGAAAUUAAGGAAAAUUGCAAUAAAGUUGUAAAAGUGCAAAAACACGAGAUUAUAUAUGUAUAGUGUGUAUGUAAGUGUAUGUAAAUGAAAUCUAGUCAGCGCAACUGUUGAGCAGCUAAUUUUAUAAGGAAUUGGCUAACAUAAGCGAGCUAAAGAAAAUUGUUGUAGCAUGCUUUUAGGCGACUAUGCUAGGCGACGCAUUUAAAGUGCAGCAAUGAUGAUUGUUAUGCAUGUCUUUACGUACAAGGUGCGAGGUGGCACGAUAAACUUUAUUUAACUUGAAUUUUAUUUAUUAAAAAUAUAUUUUUUUCUCGAAAGUUAAAUUUUUUUUAGCUGUAACUAAAGCUUUAUAAUUCGUAUAAAUAUUUAUUGUUUAACUAAAGUUUAGCAAAAAAAUAUUUUUGUGACUUUUUAGUUGCUAUUUUAUUAUAAAUGAUUACUUAUUUUGCUUUAAGGUGUAAGAGAUGUAUUUAAAAAAAGAAAAACGUACAAAUUAUGACAACUUUUGAAUCUAUUAUAUAAUUAAAUAUGAUUAAAAUAAUUUAAAAAAUAAUAAUUUUAUUUAAUUUUCAUCACUUUAGUGCCAUUCCGCCUUGUGUGUAUUCUCAAAAAAUUGAAACGAAAGCGAAAUCUUAUAAUUCCAAUAAUUAUUUACGACUAAACAAUUUAUGUUACUUAGUUUAUAAUUACAAAAAAAAACUAAAGUUGAAAAAAUUCCGAGCUAGUUAUAAAUUUUUACUGUUAUGCAUAUUAUUAUUUUUUUUCAUUACUUAUUUUUAUAAUUUUAAGCGCACUUGUUUGUUAAUGCUACAUGAUUUUGUUGUUGUUAGCACUAAAUAACAAUCGAAGCGGUUUCUCGAAUUUCCUUUUUUCUAUACAAGUGAGAGUUAUAAUUUCACGAAAAUUUGCUUUGUAACGUUCGUAGCGAGGCAACAACACCAGCAAUCACAGCAACAAAUAACAACAAAACAAACGCAAAAUGGCCACAACAAACAAAAACAAAUGAAUUUUUACAUCGAAAGCAUUUUGUAAAUACAUAUGAUGGUUUUAUUUUCCAAAAAAAAAAAAAAAAACUAUAAAUUAUAAUAACUUAAACUACUAAAUAAUGUAAAAUGAUUAUUCUAGUAACUAUGAAAUAAUGAUUACAAACUAGUUACUGUACUUACUAAAUGUACGCAUUAUACGAUUGUAUUAUUGUAAUUAAAUAUAUAUGAUUUGUUUUUUAUAAAAAUAUAAAUGAGAGAAUAUAAAUAUAAGUACACAAAUAAAUACUUAGUUAAUAGCAAAGGGAAAUUAUGUAUGUAAAUGUAUUUAUUAGUAAUUAAUUACAUAUUUAUGAAUUUAAUGGUUUGCCUAAGUCAAGUAGUGCAAAAAAAAAAUUAGCGAAAAUAAUUAUAAAAAAAAAUUAAAUUAAUUUCAUAAAUAAAAUAAAAAACAAAAAACACUUAAAAGCCAUAUAUGCAUUGAAAAAAAACAUUACAAACUUCAUACCAAAAAUGCAGAACCAAAAAUAAAAUUGUGAAUGAAAAAAAAAAUUAAAAAUUAAUUUAUUGUAUUAUAAUUUAUUUAGGUGAAUUUCUUGAUUCAAAUAUAUUCAUUUCAUUUCAAUUUCUACAAAAAAGUAUUACGAUUUGGUUUUUUUUUUAUUUCUAUACUCUUUUAGUAACUUUAUUGUUGUUGUAGAUUUAGUGAAUUUAGAAUUUCAACUGAUUUUGAGGUUAGAACAAAAUGAAUUACCGUCAAGUGCUUAAUAGAAAUUUAUAUUUUUUCUUAAACUAUCACGAAUCUAUCUUUUGCGAAAUGCUGCGUUAUUAAUGUACUUACAAUAUUCAUGAUUCGUUUAACAUUUUUCUGAAACACUCUAAGAAACUAUAUUUAUACGUUUCUUAAAGUGUCAUUAAACUAUUUUGUGGGACAAUGUGUAAAGAUCCUUAGAGCUGUCACGGAAUCUUUCUCUGAAGCACCCAUAGAAUAUAUGCUUCUACAAUUUCUUAAACUAACAUCAAUCUAUGUUAUGCUACAAUGUGAAAAGGUUUGCAGGUCUGACGCGGAAUCUUUUUUUGAAAGACCCAUAGAAUCUAUACUUCUACAGUUUCUAAGUUUGUUAAACUAUCAUCAAUCUAUGUUAUGCGACAAUGUGUAAAGAUCCUUAGAUCUGUCUAGGAAUCUUUCCCUGAAACACUCCAAGAAAC